Molecule: messenger RNA, 1605 nt
Organism: Rhinocladiella mackenziei CBS 650.93
Lineage: Eukaryota; Fungi; Ascomycota; Eurotiomycetes; Chaetothyriales; Herpotrichiellaceae
Exons: 2
Coding region: 1-1605 (534 amino acids)
Biological process (GO): aldehyde metabolic process
Cellular component (GO): cytoplasm
Molecular function (GO): aldehyde dehydrogenase (NAD+) activity
Source: RefSeq, a predicted model, not a curated record
AUGACUUCGAUUCAGUUGCCAACAUUCACUACAACACCUGUCGAACAGAUUCCUUCCAUUGUCUCUCGUCUUCGAAAGACCUUCCACUCCCAAAGGACUCGACCGGCCGAAUUUCGCCUCAAACAAUUGCGCAAGCUCUACUGGGCCAUUGUUGAUCAUGAAAAAGAGCUCGUGGAAGCAUGUCAACGGGACUUGGGCAAGGGCCUCUUCGAAGCCUCCACGGCCGAGAUCAACUGGGUGAAAAAUGAUAUCGUCUUCAUGACUCGAAAUCUAGAGAAAUGGAUGAAAGAUGAGAAGCCGGCCGACAUCGCGUGGAGCAAUAGGCUCGUGAACCCAAGGAUCAGAAAGGAUCCUCUGGGUGUUGUUCUCGUUAUUGGUGCUUUCAAUGUCCCAAUCAAUCUAUCCUUCAGCCCUAUGAUCGGAGCCAUCUCGGCAGGCAAUACGGUGGUGUUGAAACCGUCGGAACAGUCCUACCGCUGUGCAGCAGUGAUGCAAAAGAUCAUGGAGGCCGCUCUGGAUCCAGAUUGCUAUGCCUGCGUGCAGGGUGGCAUCCCAGAGACGUCGGCGCUGCUGGAACAGAAAUGGGACAAGAUCUUCUUCACCGGCUCAGUGCGAACGGCCAAAAUCAUUGCUCAAGCGGCUGCGAAGAAUCUCACCCCCGUCGACCUGGAACUCGGAGGUCGAAACCCAGCCAUCGUCACCAAGAAGGCAGAUAUGCGAUUGGUAGCGCGACGCUUACUGUGGGCAAAGACUAUGAAUGCCGGCCAAAUAUGCAUCAGUCAAAACUGCAUCCUGGUCGACCGAGAAGUGAUGCCAACUCUAAUUGAAGAACUAAGGAUCGCCAUGAAAGAAUUCUUCCCCGAUGGCCCCAAGAAGAGUGCGGACUUUGGUCGAAUUAUCAACAUUGGUGCAUUCAAUCGCAUCAAGAAGAUGUUGGAUAACACGUCGGGCCAGAUUGUCAUCGGAGGAACCAUGGAUGCCGAACAGCUCUUCAUCGAGCCCACGGUCAUUGAAGUUUCCGAUCCCAAAGACUCGCUGCUGGUGGAUGAGUCUUUCGGUCCUCUGAUCCCCGUCUUGCCGGUAGACAACCUGGAUCAAGCAAUCAGCAUCGCCAAUGAAAUUCACGAGACGCCCUUGGGAGUCUACGCAUUCGGGUCCAAGGCUGAGACGGAUAGAGUUCUCGCCGGAACUCGUUCCGGUGGUGCCAGUAUCAACGACGGUUUUUUCCACGGCAUCAUCCCGACUCUCCCGUUUGGAGGCGUGGGUGACUCUGGCACCGGAUCAUACCGAGGAAAAGCUUCAUUUGACACCUUUACACAUCAUCGAUCAAUUACGAAUACUCCAAACUGGAUGGAAAAGCUCAUGGCCGUGAGAUAUCCGCCAUAUGUCGGCACGGGCAAGCUCGAGCAGUUUAGCAAAAUGGGAAAUCUCGAACCGGACUUCGACAGAGAGGGCAAUCCAAAAAUGAGCCUUCUCUGGACUUUUCUUACGAUGGGCGCUGGGAGUGCGUCGAAAGGCGCGUUGAGAGCAGCGCUGGUGGCUGGUGUUUAUCUGGCGCUCAGAAUGCUGAUUGGAGCGAGGGGGCCGUUGAUGGCCGGCAAAUGA